GUGGACCAACUUGCAUAGGUACCAAACUUUCUCGUGGCUACAAAGAGCUGGCCGAUAUUGAAGACAAGUCUUCUGAAAUUUCACAUUUGGUGUUCGUUGUGCAUGGAAUUGGACAGACCUUUGGGAGUAUUAAAAACGACAGCUGGAGGUAAUAAUGGCUAUUUACGGGAUUUAAAAGGACUUCCUGUUUAAGCAAACAAUUGUUCGUACUCAGGUAGCCGCAUUUUUUGAUGAUGGGGCCAGAAAGGGCCACAUCGAGAAUUGGCCCCGCCAUAGCCCCCUCACGAUGCGGGGCUGUGAGGGGGCCAGAGGAAGCUGGUGCUGGCAGGGAAACAAUAAAAAUCAUAGUCUCCUAAAUGACUAAAAAAUAUUAUCGUUAUUGGGCUGAAAAGAUGAUGAACCUGUUUGGCUACCGCAGGCAUGUGCAUAUUUUUUAAAACAUUUAAAAGCAUGUUGAUCGGUAAAUAAAUUUAACCUGCUACUAAUCGUUAAUAAGUCAAACGUAUGGGCAUGGAUUGUACAUUAAGGUAUUCCAGCCAAUGAUAUACUUUGUUUACUGGUCGACCAUUAAAAAAUAAAGUGUCGAUUUUUCCUAUAUUAGAGUUUUGUGGAUGCAUGCUCAUAUAAGAUGAAGGUUAUGCUUUUUAUGUGACUUACCCACCUUGCCGACGAUUCCCACAAAAAUUUCAAUUUUGUAUUUAGGAUUCGGAAUUUAGCUGCAAAUGUUUUUGAAAAGGACUUCGAGAACAGUUGCCAGAAGACCGAAUUUUUGCCCGUGGAAUGGAGAACAACCCUCGAGCUCGAUGAAUCCAUUAUACAUAGUGUUACGCUUGCUCACUGUCAUCCAUUUCGUGUGCUUUUAAACAGUUCGGCUCUUGAUAUUCUCUACUACACCAGUCCAUUUCACAGAAGGGAAAUCAUGAGAGCCUUCUCCCAGGAAGUUAUACGUCUUUACAGCAUGUUUUGUUCCCGAAAUCCAUAUUUCGAAGCAAACGGAGGAAAAGUUUCUAUUUUGGCCCAUUCACUUGGAGCAGUUAUUGCAUUUGAUGUUCUGACUGGCUGUCCACCCUCUUCUUCAUCAACAGCAUAUUGGCGGUCAAUAAAUGUAAACCUCAUGAAAUAACCCUCGACUUACCAUGCACUUAAUCUAAAAAGGUAUCGCGUUUACCGACAACUGAUGGGUCCUAAAUGCACUUCUCAUGUUUUAAAUUGAUUGAGCGGACAUAGUCGUCUUUAGUAAGAGAACAUCUACAGAACAACUUUUGUUUAUAGAGAACUUAUAAAAGUACGUGUUAUCCAAAACCCCCUUUGUAAGAAAUUUUCAAUUUUGAGUUCAAGUUUAGAACUGAAUAUUAGGAGAAUCGGCUGUAAUAUUUACCUUGCAAAGAUGUUUAUGCCUAGUCACUUACAUAAAAUUUAAACAUGGAAGGUUUGCUCCAAUUUAAAUAACCUAAUAGCUUAAUUUAGGCAUUAAAAUUUCUUAAAGAGGUAUAGCGACAUAUGCUCAAUUAAGAAAGUUGUACUUCAUUUGGACUUUUAAUCGUUAUUAGGCAUGCCCGUUGAACUUCCCACAUACAUUGAACGUUAGUUAGCUUCGAAAGUGAAAACGUAUGUGCAGUAAUGAACACCUGCGAAUGGUAUUAUCCCCAAUUCUACCAUCCUAUCGUCAUAAGAUUGACCGUAUUCCAAAAACCUUUUAUCAAAAUUGUUUUUUAUUUAAGGGCACCUUGGACGCAGACAGCCAGUCCUUAGGCAAAUCUAUGACACCUCUUCAACAGAAUCUUCUGUUAGUUACUAAUAAGCAGUUCCUGCUUUUUGCUUAA
Spirometra erinaceieuropaei is the source of this 1823-nucleotide messenger RNA. The record is from the annotation of a GenBank genome assembly. NCBI's taxonomy places the organism in Eukaryota, Metazoa, Platyhelminthes, Cestoda, Diphyllobothriidea, Diphyllobothriidae.